UGUUGUUAAUAGAGCGAUACUGACGUUCCGUACGAUCGCGAUGAAUUGCAGCCGCCGAAAGUACCGGUAAUAAUGAUUUAAUCCAGAUUUCCGGACCUCGGACGUUGUUUAUUCGUGUGCGCAGUGCACUGCUGAAUUCACAAUGGAUAGAUAUUUGCGAUGGUUCAUCAAAUAUCAAGCGUACAUGAUCGUCGUGUUCACGCUGACGAUGGUGGUUGUGAUCACACCGGCGAUGUCGGAACAUAACGCGAAUGAAAUUGAAAACCUACGAUUCGGUGGCCCCGUGGCAACAAUAUUUGGUUUUACCUGGGCCGUAGCCGUUCUGUGUUUGAUAAUUGCUAUACAGAAGGAAGACAAACGCUUCAUAUUCCCCUAUCUGGCCGUGUUCGGAUUGGAUCUCUCGUUGCUGGUGCUGCGUGAAUUUUACCUCAUGAUAAUUCGUGGGAUUUUUAUAGAAAUAAUAACACUAAAAAUAUUUAUCGCUACGUUAAUUAUACCGUACGUCUUUGCAAGUUUGUUCGCGUUACAUCGCCUUUUUACGGUGGACCCCAUUGAUUCUCAGCGAAGCGAAGGAUUUGUGCGCUUCGAUCGAAACGAAACGAUCGGUGUAGAGGAGAAUCAGGCCAAUACAAGCAGCAAUUCGACAAACCAUGCAAUACCAGUCGUGUAACUUGUGACAAACAUUAAACUAAAAGGCAAAGUAUAGGCGAACCAGUCUACACCAUACUGCCUGGUAGCAAGUUACACUAUGUUAGAAGAUAUUAUUUCUAAAACAAUGGCAAAGUUACCUUUCUAAUAAAUUAUCCUGAACUGAAUACAAUACAA
Messenger RNA from Anopheles funestus (African malaria mosquito), 825 nucleotides. RefSeq lists its product as uncharacterized. Bases 143 to 670 code for a protein of 175 amino acids. The transcript has 4 exons. NCBI's taxonomy places the organism in Eukaryota, Metazoa, Arthropoda, Insecta, Diptera, Culicidae. The record is from RefSeq and is a predicted model, not a curated record.